This is a messenger RNA of Manihot esculenta (cassava), 1352 nucleotides long. RefSeq names its product pantoate--beta-alanine ligase. Gene Ontology annotation, molecular function: pantoate-beta-alanine ligase activity. The transcript has 4 exons. Bases 248 to 1210 code for a protein of 320 amino acids. The record is from RefSeq and is a predicted model, not a curated record. Lineage: Eukaryota; Viridiplantae; Streptophyta; Magnoliopsida; Malpighiales; Euphorbiaceae. Gene Ontology annotation, biological process: pantothenate biosynthetic process.
CACCAAAAAUGUAUAGUUAUGGGGAGUGAGGUGGUUGGUCAGAAGUACAACCAACCCGCCGCAUAAAAAUCUAAUUAUCGCCGCUUUCGAUUUCGAAUUCCAAAGUUCUUACAAAUCUCCGGUCUGUCUGUCUCGCUUCUCGAAGUCUUACUUCCCCUUAAUUCCUUCUUCGUUCUCGCGGUGCCAGUCUCUAAGAGCCAACAGAUAAAACCAAUAUUCACUUCCCCAAUAUUCACAGUUUCUAAAAAUGGAGUCAAGAAAGCAGCCGCUGAUUAUUACAGACAAAACUCAAAUGAGAAAUUGGUCUAGGUCCGCGAGAUCUCAAGGCAAGACCAUAGCCCUUGUACCCACUAUGGGUUACCUCCAUCAAGGUCACUUAUCACUCGUCAAAGAAGCUCACAAUCACGCCAAUUUAAUUGUAGUAUCAAUCUAUGUAAAUCCAGGUCAGUUCUCUCCCUCUGAGGAUCUCUCCACAUACCCAUCUGAUUUUCAUGGCGAUAUCCUCAAGCUCGUGACAAUCCCUGGUGGUGUGGAUGUUGUUUUCCAUCCCCAUAAUCUUUACGACUAUAGAACUGAUAAUGAAAACAAGAAUUACAGUGUUGAUUGUAGUAAUAGUUGCAAGAAUUUAGAGGGUGAAGGUGUGGUAUCGUGUGUGGAGGAAAAGGGGACGGGACAUGAGACAUGGGUGAGAGUGGAGAGAUUAGAGAAGGGUCUGUGUGGGAAGAGUAGGCCGGUGUUCUUUAGAGGAGUUGCUACUAUUGUCACCAAGUUGUUUAAUAUAGUGGAGCCUGAUUUUGCUGUGUUUGGGAAGAAGGAUUACCAGCAGUGGAGAAUUAUUCAGCGAAUGGUUCGUGAUCUUGAUUUUUCAAUAAGAAUAAUAGGUUCUGAAGUAAUGCGUGAAACUGAUGGUCUUGCAAUGAGUUCGCGAAAUGUGCAUCUUUCUGCUGAAGAAAGGGAAAAGGCUUUGUCUAUAAACAGAUCAUUGUUGAAAGCUAAAUCAUGUGCAGAAAAGGGCCAAAGAAAUUGUAGAGAGUUAAGAAACUUGGUCAUCCAAGCAAUAGAUGAAGCUGGAGGAAAAGUUGAUUAUGCUGAGAUUGUAGACCAAGAAAGUUUGGAGGCUGCAGAAGAGAUUAAGAGCCCUGUUGUAUUCUGUGUUGCUGCCUGGUUUGGGAAAGUCAGGCUGAUAGAUAAUGUUGAAAUCAACAUGUGAUGAUUCUUUAUGAUUCCAACUCAAGACAAGCAGCAUGAAAUUUCUAUUCUUGUUAAUUGUCCACAAGUGACUCAAGAAACUAUUCCUGGCAAUGAGGGGAUUUACUAGAUUUAGUAAAAGAAAUAGGGAGUAGAUUAGAUUC